CAGUCAGAUUUAAAUGUGGAAAGCAUAAAUAGAAAGCUGUUUGGUUGUCUUUUACACUUAAAGCGGCUGCAUGUGUUAAAUCUAACGUUAGUAUUGCUGGAACACAAUUGCAGAAGUUGUGACCUUGGUAAUGGGAACAGGAUGGUCAAGAAAAAGUAGAAGAAAGGAAAAUCCAAACCGUAGCACAUUACAAAGAAACGAUGAUAGAAAGAGUUGUUCGACGCCUGAUAGCGUGGAUCGGUACGCUGAUGACGAAGGGUGUGACGUAGGCGUGACGUCACGUUUCUGGAUGGUGUCUCCAGAAUGGACAGGCAGCUCGUGCGGAUACCCUGCUCUUGCUUCUUCGACUUUGUCGCUGCCGUCAACAGAUAUAUAUGACAAACUGGAAGACUUUAAACGUCCGCUCUCCAAAUCUCCGAUUCGGACACUUUCAAAUCAGUCGACGCCUCACAAGUUUACUCGCCGUCCUUCAACCGCACCAGGAUUAUUUCAAACGAUUGAGAAUUACACCGAAUGUUGUCUAGAAGGUGAUAAAGUAAAGAUCAAGUCGUCUUCAUCGUAUAUUAAUGAUGACGAACAGAAAGAGGAGAAAAAGACAGCAAAAGAAGUGUCUAACAAGCCGACCGCGAGAGCGCGGCGAAAAGUUGGAUUCGGAAAAGUUAAACGAUAUGGUUUGCUGAAACCGAUGCGAUACAAACCGAAAGUUAAAAGAAAAAUAGAAAAACAGAAGCCUAACGACAACAACACCAAGAUUCUUCUCAGACCACUCAAUUCUACCAAACGUACAACAUUUAAUAAAAGAAUUCAAGUCUACGUUCCUUCGCCUGAAGUUCCAUUGACGUCACCUGACGACGAUUCAAGCAAUGAUUAUGACGCAACAAAGGCGAGAUUGUCGAUUCUUAACUGCGCUCUGUUCCCUUUGUCCCCUGUAAAUUCAAGGCGUCGUAAAACACGCAGUCCAUAUGAAAACAGUUUGGUCCCGAGUUUGAGAAAUUACAGUGCGAGAUAUUACGGUCACCGAAGACUUCCUGCAGCCACGAUAAAUAACAUGGUUGAUCGAUUAUACGAAAGUCGAAGUCGGAACAACUUACAAAAAUCCAAAAACUUUGAAAACAGAAGCAGGAAAAUGAGAAACAAUCAUAUAACCAAAGCAAUCAACCAGACUAUGAAUCGAUUAAGAAAUUUCCAACAUACGAAUUUGUCGCUAUCAGAUCACGUCCAACGAUUGACUGACGAACUAGAAUGUACGAAGCAGGCGAUAAAUGAAAUAUACUUUAUGAUGGGAUGAAACAUACAAGCCGGAACUGCCGUUUUCGCAAUGUGGUGUGAGAAGUUCGUUGGAAACUUCAUAUAACCGCAACGUUUACUGCGCGAUUACCAUGGGGGAAAUGAAACCGAACAGCAGGUUUCAUAGGACAACCCCAAACUCAACCAUUGGAGAAAACAAACAAGGGGCUAACAGGGGAUUAACAGCAACGCAGUUACAGGAUUUGAUAGAAAGAUUAACGAAGCCCAAACCACAAAACAAAACCUGCCAUACCAACUGCACCAAAACGCUUGUCGAACCUGGGCAUGUCAAUAGAUCUAAAACUAGAAAGAUAAAUGACAUGGAAUAUAUGAAAUCGCCCAGCGAAACGAAGAAGUUACAAAACAAAUGCGGUUUAUUAAUCACGAGAAGAAGGCUGCUGAUGCCAAGACGAGAACAAAACACUCUGCUUCGUCUUUAAUAACCUGGCAGGACACAUUACGUGCAAAACGAGAAUUCGAAAAUGUAGUAGCACCCACAGUGCCUAAGAAGACACUGACCCCUACUGAGCAAUUCAAACUGAUUGAGAAGCUCACUAAAGGCGCUAGUGAGAAAGCACCAGAUCGCCGCCGUGUGCCAACCGAAGCGGAAAAACGCUUUGGUAUUGUAUGCUCGCUUAUGUGGA
Molecule: messenger RNA, 1931 nt
Organism: Ciona intestinalis (vase tunicate)
Lineage: Eukaryota; Metazoa; Chordata; Ascidiacea; Phlebobranchia; Cionidae
Source: RefSeq, a predicted model, not a curated record